Ceratotherium simum simum (southern white rhinoceros) is the source of this 3194-nucleotide messenger RNA. It is a transcript of the gene NAT10, whose product is annotated as N-acetyltransferase 10. Gene Ontology annotation, molecular function: tRNA binding; ATP binding; 18S rRNA cytidine N-acetyltransferase activity. The record is from RefSeq and is a predicted model, not a curated record. Gene Ontology annotation, biological process: rRNA acetylation involved in maturation of SSU-rRNA. Lineage: Eukaryota; Metazoa; Chordata; Mammalia; Perissodactyla; Rhinocerotidae. Gene Ontology annotation, cellular component: 90S preribosome; nucleolus.
GGCGCCCCCACGUGCCGCCGCCUCGCCGCUGGCUGGAACGCGCCGCGCGGGGCGCAAUGAUAGUCUUUCACCAUGCAUCGGAAGAAAGUGGAUAACCGGAUCCGGAUUCUCAUUGAGAAUGGGGUAGCUGAGCGGCAGAGGUCUCUCUUCGUUGUAGUUGGAGAUCGAGGAAAGGAUCAGGUGGUCAUCCUCCAUCACAUGUUGUCCAAAGCAACUGUGAAGGCUCGGCCUUCAGUGCUGUGGUGUUAUAAGAAAGAGCUGGGGUUCAGCAGUCACCGGAAGAAAAGAAUGCGGCAGCUGCAGAAAAAAAUAAAGAAUGGGACACUGAACUUAAAGCAAGAUGACCCCUUUGAGCUCUUCGUAGCAGCCACAAACAUUCGCUACUGCUACUACAACGAGACCCACAAGAUUCUGGGCAAUACCUUCGGCAUGUGCGUCCUCCAGGAUUUUGAAGCCUUAACUCCAAACUUGCUGGCCAGGACUGUGGAGACAGUGGAAGGCGGUGGGCUGGUGGUCAUCCUCCUGCGGACCAUGAAUUCACUUAAGCAGCUGUACACGAUGACCAUGGACGUGCAUUCAAGAUACAGGACGGAGGCCCAUCAGGAUGUGGUGGGAAGAUUUAAUGAGAGAUUUAUUCUCUCUCUGGCUUCUUGUAAGAAAUGUCUUGUCAUCGAUGACCAGCUCAGCAUCCUGCCCAUCUCCUCCCAUGCUGCCAGCAUUGAGGCCCUCCCUCCCCAGACCCUGGAUGAGAGUCUUGGUCCUUCUGAUCUGGAGCUGAAGGAGUUGAAGGAGAGCUUGCAGGAUACCCAGCCUGUGGGCGUGUUAGUGGACUGCUGCAAGACCCUAGACCAGGCCAAAGCUGUCUUGAAAUUCAUUGAGGGGAUCUCAGAGAAGACCCUGAGGAGUACAGUGGCGCUCACAGCCGCCCGAGGAAGGGGAAAGUCCGCAGCCCUAGGCUUGGCCAUUGCUGGGGCAGUGGCUUUUGGGUACUCCAAUAUCUUUGUUACCUCCCCAAGCCCUGAUAACCUCCACACUCUGUUUGAAUUUGUAUUUAAAGGAUUUGAUGCUCUGCAGUAUCAGGAGCAUCUGGACUAUGAGAUUAUUCAGUCUCUAAAUCCUGAAUUUAACAAAGCCGUGAUCAGAGUGAACGUAUUCCGAGAGCACAGGCAGACCAUCCAGUAUAUACACCCUGCGGAUGCUGUGAAGCUGGGCCAGGCUGAACUGGUUGUGAUUGAUGAAGCUGCCGCCAUCCCCCUGCCCCUGGUGAAGAGCCUCCUGGGCCCCUACCUUGUUUUCAUGGCAUCCACCAUCAAUGGCUACGAGGGCACUGGCCGGUCCCUGUCCCUCAAGCUAAUUCAGCAGCUCCGUCAGCAGAGUGCCCAGAGCCAGAUCAGCACCACGGCUGAGAAUAAGACCACGACCACAGCUAGACUGGCAUCAGCGCGAACGCUGCACGAGGUCUCCCUGCAGGAGUCCAUCCGAUACGCCCCUGGGGAUGCAGUGGAGAAGUGGCUGAACGACUUGCUGUGCCUGGAUUGCCUCAACAUUACUCGGAUCGUCUCAGGCUGCCCCUUACCUGAAGCCUGUGAGCUCUACUAUGUUAAUAGAGAUACGCUCUUUUGCUACCACAAGGCCUCUGAAGUUUUCCUCCAAAGGCUUAUGGCCCUCUAUGUGGCUUCUCACUACAAGAACUCUCCCAACGACCUCCAGAUGCUCUCUGAUGCACCUGCUCACCACCUCUUCUGCCUUCUGCCUCCCGUGCCCCCCACCCAGAAUGCCCUUCCUGAAGUGCUGGCUGUCAUCCAGGUGUGCCUCGAGGGGGAGAUUGCGCGCCAGUCCAUCCUGAACAGCCUGUCUCGAGGCAGGAAGGCUUCGGGGGACCUGAUUCCAUGGACAGUGUCAGAACAGUUCCAAGAUCCGGACUUCGGCGGCCUUUCAGGGGGAAGGGUUGUUCGCAUUGCUGUUCACCCGGAUUAUCAAGGGAUGGGCUAUGGCAGCCGAGCUCUGCAGCUGCUGCAGAUGUACUACGAGGGCAGGUUCCCUUGUCUGGAGGAAAAGGUCCUUGACACGUCACAAGAAAUUCACACUGUCAGCAGCGAGGCCGUCAGCUUGUUGGAAGAGGUCGUCACUCCCCGGAAGGACCUGCCUCCCUUACUCCUCAAACUGAACGAGAGGCCGGCUGAGCACCUGGAUUACCUGGGUGUGUCCUAUGGCUUGACCCCCAGGCUCCUCAAGUUCUGGAAGCGAGCUGGGUUUGUUCCUGUUUAUCUGAGACAGACCCCGAAUGACCUGACUGGAGAGCACUCAUGCAUCAUGCUGAAGACGCUGGCUGAUGAGGAUGAGGCUGACCAGGGAGCCUGGCUUGUGGCCUUCUGGAAAGAUUUCCGCAGGCGCUUCCUGGCCCUUCUGUCCUACCAGUUCAGCACCUUCUCCCCUCCCCUGGCGCUGAACAUCCUUCAGAACAGGAACGUCGGGAAGCCCGUGCCGCCGGCCCUACGCCGGGAGGAGCUGGAAGCGCUCUUCCUCCCCUACGACCUGAAGAGGCUGGAGAUGUACUCACGGAACAUGGUCGACUAUCACCUCAUCAUGGACUUGAUCCCGGCCAUCUCCCGGAUGUACUUCCUGAGCCAGCUGGGGGACCUGGCCCUGUCCGCCGCCCAGUCGGCUCUUCUCUUGGGGAUUGGCCUCCAGCAUAAGUCUGUGGACCAGCUGGAAAAGGAGAUCGAGCUGCCCUCAGGCCAGCUGAUGGGACUUUUCAACCGGAUCAUCCGCAAAGUGGUGAAGCUGUUUAGUGAAGUGCAGGAAAAGGCCAUUGAGGAGCAGAUGGUGGCAGUGAAGGAUGUGGUGAUGGAGCCCACGAUGAAGACCCUGAGUGACGACCUGGAUGAAGCAGCAAAGGAGUUCCAGGAGAGACACAAGAAGGAAGUGGGGAAGUUGAAGGACAUGGACCUCUCUCAAUACAUAAUCCGUGGGGACGAUGAAGAGUGGAAUGAAGCUUUGAAUAAAGCCGGACAGAACGCCUCGAUCGUCAGCCUGAAGAGCGACAAGAAAAGGAAGUCGGAAGCCAAACAAGAACCCAAACAGAACAAAAAGUUGAAGAAAAACAGAGAUAUGAAGAACAGAAAAGAUGGGAAACGGCAGCGGAAGAAAUAGGGAAGAGAGACUUGGACGCCAGCGCUGACUCGGAGGAGCUG